GCCAUGGUCAUAUUAAUGAAAAUGUAACUCUAUUGACAAAAAAAAUGAGAGUGAAUCCUAAACAGAAACUUCACAAAUACACGUAAAUGACGUCACAGUGCUAUCUCUUAGCAUUGACAUACCGGUAUCUUUUUUUAGGACGGUUGACGCCACCUUUUUCCAUGUUCAUUUCAAAUCAGUGGAAGCCAUGUGUCAUUAAAACCAAAAAGAUUAAGACUUAGGCCUGCAUAUGUUACACUAUGUGCUUAGUUAUUUAAAUGCGCUUUUUUUUUCUCAAUUGUACCAUAGCUAUAUAGGACUUCCAUAUGUGCCUGAUUUUCACAUUUAUGUAUGGUCCCUUAACCUAGCCAUGUUAAAGUCUCAGGCAUAUGGCCUAUACUAUUUCAAACUUUCUUCGUAUUUUAGAGUUGAUCCCUUUUCUAAGAAAGAAUGGUACGAUGUCAAGGCCCCCUCCAUGUUUUCUGUGAGACAAAUUGGAAAGACACUGGUUACACGUUCUCAAGGAACAAGUACGUUUUAAUUUUUAUGAAUAUAAUUUUUUUAACUGGUAAAUAAUUAUGUUGGGCAGAAGGGCUGAUUUUGGGUUAGCUGUAAGGCAGGCAAUAUGUUUCAUGGUAUAGUGAGCUUCUAAUUCAUUACAAUAUUCAUAUUCAAAGCACUGAACAAUGAGCAUUAAUAUGUGAAUUCUUUUUUUUCUACCCCAUUAGAGAUUGCCAGUGACAAUUUGAAGGGCAGAGUUUUUGAGGUUAGCUUAGCUGAUCUUCAAAAUGAUGAAGUAACUUUUCGGAAAUUUAAGCUUAUUGCCGAAGAGAUUCAAGGACGUAAUGUCUUGACUAACUUCCAUGGUAUGUCUCUGACAAGAGAUAAACUAUGCUCUAUGGUCAAGAAGUGGCAGGUAAUUAUUAACAUUUCAUCUAUUUUUAUUAGUAUUUUACCCAAUUGAAGUUCCUGGUGCUAAAAGUAUAUUGUUUUUUGUCAAAAUCAGUCCCUGGGACAUUUUCUUAUCCGGUUUAGCCAAGUGUACUGCAUAAAUUUGAAUACAUUUUAGAUGUGCCCAAGUCCUUUCUUUGAGCAUGCCAAGAAAUGAGAAUGAUAAAUUUUAUAGUCAACAUAAGUAUUUGAACUGGAUUAUCUCGAAACUGGUAUUUUGUGAUGUGGUACUUUUAAGCACUGCCGUCUUCAAUUAUUUACAUAUUUUUAGAAACUUUGAUCUUUUUCUUAUACUUAAGUUCAUUUCCAUGAACCUCUCUCUCUCUCUCUCUCUCUCUCUCAAGACUUUGAUUGAGGCCAAUGUUGAUGUUAAGACAACUGAUGGAUACCUACUUCGUGUAUUUGUCAUUGGCUUCACAAAAAAGAGAAACAACCAGGUCAAAAAGACAUGCUAUGCCCAACAUGCUCAGGUUAGUAGAUUUUUAUAUUAUAUUAUAGCAGUUAUUAAAUAAAAUAGAAUUUGUUUCUUUGAUUGUGUUGAUUUAUAAGCAUGGUAAUUUGUUUAACAGGUGUGGGGGCAGGGUGUAUAUGUUUUAGUUUUAAAUUAUUUUGCUGUUUUUACAAGUUUCUUUGUCUAGUCAGAAUAUACAUUUGAUCAAACUAGGUAGUCCAAACUAAAAUUUUCUAUACAUAGCAGACAUAUUUGGUGAGUUUCACCUGACAGAACUUUUUAUUCUAAGAUAUAGGCCACUUAUUUCAUGUAGUUAUCUCAAUAAACAAAAAAGUUAUGCGAUUUUCAAAUUUGCUGAAAAUCGACCAAAAAUGGAUUUUUUUACCUUGUGAAAAAGUCCCAUGUUUAAGGACCUAUAUUUUCUAAAAUAAUCAACAGAGAAUUCCAGGAAUUGGUAUAUGUGCUCCAAAGUUUACAAUAUUUAAGCCCAAUUUUUUUCAAGCAGCCAGAUCUAUUAAUUCUUAAGUUAUUAAAAAAUAAAAAAUAACAAUAAUGAUUUUUAGUCAUUUUUAUUUUCUGACAGGAAAAGUGUAAAAAUACACAUUUUCAAAAAUUUGUUAAAAUUUCUGUUAUUGACUUACAUAAAUAUGUCAUACAUCAAAUUAAAGAUAAUUUUAAGCAGAACAACAUGCAGUAUGCCUUAACAUCAUCAAUAAACACUUAAAGGCACUAAAAUAAGUCUAAAAGUACUCACUUAGCGUUUUUUUUAAAAAUGAAGGUUUAAAAAAUUUGAUUAGAAAAUGCAUUUUAUCACAUAAUUGUGAUAAAAUCAAAGGAAUAUGAUGUCAGAUGUGUUUACUAUUAAUUAAAAGACUAAUAAAAAAAAAUAUCAAUGCAGAGUAUUGUCAAAAAUAUAAAGCAAUUGAGCAUACAUUUUAAUUAAAUUGUCAGGGAAAUGCCUGGUCUAUCAACUGGGGGGUGACUGGGUAAGCUUCUGUAACCAAUUUGUAAUCUUGUUGGUCUUAUUCCCCAGUAGCUUGAUAAGUGCAUUAUCAAUAGCAAUUGUCAACUCUAGCCACAAUGUUGCACCCAGGGUCUCCGCUGUGGAAUGAACAAUUAAACUUAGAGAGCAUACAACAUUGUUUUAAGUAUUCAUAGGUGUAAUAUAAAAACUAAAUAUUGAGAGAACUGGGCGAGUCCAUUUCAAUAGGCCUUAGGUACCGGUAGUACUAGUGAGUAUAAGAUGAAAUAAUAUUGAAACAAUUCUAACUCAGAAAUACGUUUCAUUGAGUUUUAAUAAAUGCUUCACAAUCUCAUUGUCAAGAUAAGCUUACAAAUUAUUUGUUUAAUUAUUUUGCUGUGUAUAAUGUUUUAUUCACUUGAACCCUCCUACCCCAGAUAAAAAUUUAAGUCGGUCCACCCCAAUGUUUACUCGCCGGCAUCCAUUUUUAUUUUCUCGAUCGGACAGAAACCCCCUUUGAAAUCAACAAUACUAUCUUUAUUUUAAAAUUGCAUUUAUAAAAUAUAAGAAAGAUCAAACAUUAACAUGUCUGCGACAUGUCUAUCAAUUUUUUUUAUCGCUAGACUGUCCUCAAUUAAAUACAUUUGGUCCGAUCGGCAACAUAUCUCCUAGUCAAGUUCACAAUAGCUACAAUUCGUUAAAAUAUAUCUAAUAGCUGACGACACCAAAUUAAGUUUAACUCACUUCUAAUCAACAUUUACAUUCACUAAUACUAAUACAUUAUAUGAAAAUUUAAUUAUAUUACUUACUUGUUGAUUAAAAGCCCCAACAUGGCUAAAAAAGCAACCGCCAUAACGCUGGUACUAGUACUAGUCACCAAGCGCGCGUUAGGCGUCUAGUGCUAGCGGUGUGGAACUGGAAAUGGGGGUGUUUUUGUAAACAUCGCUGCUACGCGUCAAUCAUGCCCACUCAUUUGAUCUCGUGAUAUUAAAUAGUUAAAGACCUGAUCUUUCCAACGGUGUAAAGAGUGUCCUAAUAUCUCCAUGUUUUCGACCAUUUUUUUAAUACGAAAGUUUUCAACCGGCUUUUUCAAAAUGAAAUAAGCAAGGUAGAUAAACUUUCUAUGCAUCAAACGAAAGGACAGCAUCUGCUCUUUCUUAUGGUGGUAGAAUUAUUGCGAUAACUUAAAUAGACGCGUAGCCGUGGGCGUUUGAAACACCUUGGGGUAAACCGGUACUCGCAAAAACGCCGUAAAAUUGGUCAAAACUGAUACUUUUCAAACACAGAAAAAACACUUUCAAACACAUGUUACAGUCAUGCAAGUAACACAUUUCGCCAGAUAAAGACUUAAACUUUAUUCACAUAUACAUUUUAUUGCUGUAUCGCUACUAGAAGAGGAUUAAUUAUUUUUUUGAAAACUUCGAAAAAUGACCCUAAAACGCAUUUUUUCUUUAGUUUGGACUACCUAAUCAAACACAUUUUUUUUACAAGACAAAGGGGUGGUCCAAAUUCCUACUAAUUACAGUAUAUGUAGUCAUGUAGCUUCCAAAGCUUCGCUUUCUCUCAUUUUUAUAUCCAAUCACUGGUAAAUAUUUUAAGGAUCUUAUCAGGCAUUUUACCUGACAUGAAAAUGAUUUCUAAGAGACUACUUUAGCCAUUGCAAAUUUUUCAGCAGCUUAGUUAUUGUCAAAUGUGUUGGUGUCAAAAUAUAGUUUUAGGUCUUUGGUUGACAAUAUUAUAUUGGAUUACAUCUAUAUUGAACUUUUAUAAUUAAAUCGCUUCCAUAGCUAAUUCUUUACCCCUUUUACUUCAUAUCUAAUUAAAUUAUUUGCAAUGAUGAAAGGAACUUGCCCUCUCUUAAAUGAGAUGAUGAAAAAGUUUCCAGUGUACUCGACCUGAGCAAAUAUGUUUUGAAUCUGUAUCUUACAUAUUUUCUUAGAAUUUUAAUUAUAUCAGCUUGGUUUUGUUUCACAGUUGAAUUUUAAGUAUUUUUAUCUAUCUGUGUAGGUCAAGGCUAUUCGCAAGAAGAUGGUUGAAAUUGUAAGCCGUGAGGUGUCUAGCAAUGACAUGAAGGAGGUUGUCAAUAAGCUGUGAGUGGCUGUGUUUAGAUUUGUUACUUGCUACUUACAAAUGAUUGGUUUUCUUUUCCGGCUGAUGUUGCCUUUCAGCAAAUAUGAGCUAAGGCUAAAGCAAUACUGAUGGGAUAGGGUGGUGUUUUUUGUUUUUUUUUGGGUGGGGUCUGUGAGAAUUGGAGUGCAGGAUCCAACAAUUGACAAUGGCAAUCUGAAAGAGAAAUCGAAAUAUAUAUCUCCACCACUUUAAAGAUUUUUCUUUCUACUGGAAAGUAGGAACACAAUUGAUACAAUUUAUCCACUCUCCCUAUGGAUUUGUUGAACACAUCCACAAGAGUAGGAAUAGUCCCUUCACACUGAACUCCUGGGGCACGAUGUGUAACUGUGGAAGUCCCUGGAGCAGUGUUAGUGCUUAGCAGCGUAGCACAUCUUUUAUCCUUCUAGACUGGCCGCAGGAUUUCCAUUUUGCCUGACUUUGAUUUCUCAUUUUUUCAUAUUUUGUAAUUUUGUGGGUUUAAAUUUAGAUGGCCAUCCUUUUCUAUUGGGCCUUAUUGUUGAGCAGCAAUAACUUUGCCAAGGGAUCCUGUGCUAAACAGUAUCGACAAGAAAUUAUCUAAUAAGAAGUGGUGAUAAUUAUAUAAAAAUCCCCCCCUUUGUAACAACUUGGUGUCCACUUCCAUGAGCCCUUUCAUCUUCCCAGUAUACAUAAUAAAAUCAAGAAGGUAACUGUGUGUUGUUCACCCAUCGACUAGGACCAUCGAAUCAUCCGGUUAGGGGGUUGGGAUUACGGUGAGCUCGUAGGUGGCUUGUUAGACCGAUCCUUGCUCGGAAUAGUCUGACACCGUGGGCAUGGAAUAGUUGCUUCAGACGGUGACCUAAUGUUGCUCUUUCGGACAAGCCUGCAUGUUUCAGCUGUGGUUAUUCUAUUAGCUUCAUGGGAUUUAGCCCCCUUCUUGACAGCAGCUCUCCACCUUUCUCUGUCCUGGGCUGUCUGCACCCGUUGAGUAAGGUUAAUGUUGAAGGCCUUUAGUGCCACUUUCAGUGAGUCUUUGUAACACUUUUUUUGGCCUCCUUUGGAGCGCUUGCCUAUCGUGAGUUCUCCGAAGAAUAAUUGUUUCGGGAGCCGGUGGUCUGCCAUACGGGCUACGUGUCCCAUCCAACGGAGCUGAGACUGCAUCAGAGUGGUGAAGAUGCUAGGUAGGUUCGCUCUAGCGAGGACUUCCGUGUCGGGGACUUUGUCUUGCCACCUGAUGUCGAGGAGUGUCCUGAGGCAGGUAGUGUGAAAAUGAUUCAGUUUCUUGGCGUGACGCUGGUAGACUGUCCACGUUUCACAUCCAUAAAGCAGUGUCGGGAGGACUGCUGCGCUAUAGACCUUGAGCUUUUUUUCUCGACUGAUACCUCUCCUGUCCCAAACAGUGCUGCGGAGCCUGCCAAAUAGGGCACUAGCUUUUGCGAGUCUGCCAUUCAUUUCAUCAUCCAUGGUGACAGAUCUAGAGAGGGUGCUGCCCAAGUAAGUAAAUUUAUCCACCGGGUUGAGACGCUGUCCACUGAUGAUGAUGUUGGGUUCAACGUAGGGCUUACUGGGAGCUGGCUGAUACAUCACCUCAGUCUUCUUUGUGUUGAUUGUGAGGCCAAAGUUAUUGCAGGCCUCAGAGAAGAUAUCAACGCUGUGUUGCAUGACGGCUUCUGAUGGAGCAUUGAGGGCACAAUCGUCUGCAAACAGAAGCUCGUUGAUCGUGGUAUGUUUGACCUUGGUUUUAGCUUGAAGCCUCCUAAGGUUAAAUACUGAUCCAUCAGUACGAAACCGGAUUGGCAAGCCCAUGGUGGAGUCCUUGAACGCAUCAGACAGCAUUGCGGAAUACAAAAUACUGAAGAGUGUGGGAGCAAGAACACAACCCUGCUUUACACUGUUUGGUACACCGUUUGUGACGGGGAAUGCUUGAGAUGAUUGACCAUUGUCCUGUACUCGGGCAAUCAUACCAUCAUGCAGCUGACGGAUGAUGUUUGUGAACUUGUCUGGGCAUCUGUAUUUCUUCAUGAUUUUCCACAAGCCACCUCUUAUUGACCCUGUCAAGGGCCUUAUUCAAGUCGAUAAACGUAGAAUAUAGGUCUGUAUUUUGUUCCUGGCAUUUCUCUUGAAGCUGUCAAGCAGCAAACACCAUAUCGAUGGUUCCGCGUUUUUUGCGGAAACCCGCACUGACUUUCGGGCAGGAGACCUAGCUCCAGAUGUGCAUUCAGGCGGUUCAGAAGGGCACGGGCCAAGAUCUUGCCUGCAAUGGACAGUAGUGAAAUUCCGCGGUGAUUGUCGCAAUGCCUGGUGGUUUCCUUUGUGUUUGUACAGGUGGAUAAUUGAGGCAUCCUUGAGGAUGACUGAUGACUUGCGCGGGUGACAUAAUAAAAUCAAGAAGGUACCAUGUAGAUGAAUCAGCAGCACACCAAACCUAAAUACCCCAGGGGUUAUGUUUUUUUUUUAUGUACUUAAAUGGUAAAUGCCACUCUUCCGCUGUAGGCUAUCAUUGCCUCAUAGAAACUUAUGUUCUUGCCUGCUGUAAAACGGGGCUGAAUUAUAUAUUAUGAGUUCUAUAAGUGGCCUUACUUUAUGUAGGAGGUCUUGGCCUCUGGGAGGAUUUAAGAGAUGAGUCACAUAGAUCUAGGUAUUGUGGCAGCUUCUCGUACGCGAAGCCACCUCUUGGACAUGGAGACGAUCAUCUGUUCAACAGUAAUCAGAUUAUUCUGGUAGAACAUGAAUGCCCAUGAUUAUAUAAAUAUGAAACAUUUUAUUUCACCAACUGCUGGCUUCCAAUAUUUGUCCACUUCAACUUUAGCAGCCCUUUGAUGAUGUUGUUCACCAUACAUAUUUGUUUGGUUUACUGCUGUUGUAUAAAAGUCUUCCGGAAGUAACACAACUAAAAUGGUCAAAUGGCUCUGCAUCUGACUCUAAUUCAUGUUUAGGACCACUAUCUGCAAUAAAUUCCCUGACCACAUCGGUAGACAAGUCAUCGAGCGUCACCCAAAAUUAUCGACACUCUUAUUAAGUGUCUAUGGGUAGGUGCGAGGAUCAGCGACUCCCAAGGGGGAAAGGGUUAAAUACAAUUCAACUUAUUUGUGCUAAUAUAAAUUAAAAGCUUUGCAAUAUAUUUUCAUUUAUAAAUAACAACUUGCAUUUACUUUUUUUUCCCCAACAGUAUUCCAGACAGCAUUGGUAAGGAUAUAGAGAAGAGUUGCCAAGGGAUUUACCCACUGCAUGAUGUUCUCAUUCAGAAAGUAAAAGUCCUCAAGAAGCCCAAAUUUGAUGGUAAGAUUUGAUGAGUUUUGUCACUGAUUUUUAUUCCAUUUUCUGAAAUCAUGUUCUUAAACUUAAAUUUGUGUGAGAUCAGAUUUAGAUUGUGGAUAGUUAAUAAGGUUUAUCUUUUUAAGGAUUCAGCAGUAGGCCUCAGCAGUUUAGUUGAGAUUUUUCCAUUGUUGUGUGUUAUUUUGUUUAUGGUAAUGUUAAAUUUUCUGUUUUUGCAGUUGGUAGAUUGAUGGAACUCCAUGGAGAGGGUGGUGCAAGUACCACCACCACCAAGACUGCAGAGGGAGGAGAGAAAGUUGACCGUGUUGAUGGCUAUGAGCCACCAGUACUUGAAACUGUCUAGACAAAUUGACCUAUUAAAUGAACCAAAGUGAAUAAACUGUAGGAUUUGUUUUUUUUAGUUUAUAUGUCUGUGGAUAAAUGGGUAUUACCAUGACAAGGAUGUUAUUGUUUUUUUUCUGCCUGUUUGAAUGGUACUUCUUUGUAAAGGUAGGUGGGGAAAACCACAUCGAAAAAAAGUGGGCUAAACUAUGAAACUUGGGUGGGAUAACUUUGCCACAAAAUUGAAGGGGUGAUGAUAAACUUUUUUUGAAAUAUGCAGGCCUUUGAGUUAUGUAGAACCUAAUCAGCUAUUCUGAGCACACAAUGAUUCACUGAAUGCAUUACUGGGGAACAACUCACUUUAUAGACUGAAAUCAAUAUGUUCAAUUGGAUCAAUAAAGGAAUCUUUACUUAUUUCUUCACUUUUUUUUUUACUUGAUGUCUCAUUUGAAGGCUGGCUUUUGGCAUGCUUUGUGCCAUAUUAUAC
Lymnaea stagnalis (great pond snail) is the source of this 8514-nucleotide messenger RNA. NCBI's taxonomy places the organism in Eukaryota, Metazoa, Mollusca, Gastropoda, Lymnaeidae. The record is from the annotation of a GenBank genome assembly.